CCUGCACUCUCUCUGUCUCCUCUCGCCAUCGCUUGGUGGCAGGUGCAGGAGAGGAGCAGCGGCUCCGAGGCAGGGCGACACUUGACGCUAGCGCAACCGGCUGAACGAUGGCGCCGUGCCUGACCGAGUGACCCUCAAGACCAGGCGUUUGCAGCCGUUGCAUCGCUUCCCUCUCAACCACAUCCAUCAAGCCAGCAAGCAUGUCAACCGCCCUCCCGCACAGCGACGAUGUGGACGUCAAGAGCGACUCUGCCUCCUCGGGCGCCGCCUCGCCAGAGGCAGCGCUGGCAGUGCCGGCAUGGAACGGCAAGAGGACCUGGUUCAGGACCACCUUCUUUAACAUGUCUGUCCUCGGCCUCUGCUGCUUCCUCGCGCCGGGACUCUGGGGAGCUACGGCCAGCCUGGGCGCCGGAGGAAGCCAGUCGCCGCAGCUCGUCAACACCGGAAAUGCGGUGCUGUUCAGCCUCAUGACCGUCACGGCUCAACUUACUCCAGCCCUCGUGCACCUUACCUCCAUCAAGACGGCACUCGUCAUCGGAGGUCUUGGCUACUCGCCGUAUGCCGCUGCGCUCUACGUCAAGUCUAGGGAGCUGCCAGGUGCCGACGCAUUCAUCAUUGCGGGUGCAGCCAUGUGCGGUCUGAGCGCUGGUAUCUUCUGGAGCGCCGAGGGUGCCAUCGCGCUCGCGUACCCCGAGCCCGCCAACCGCGGGCGGUACUUGUCAUACUGGCUAUCCUUCCGGGUGCUCGGCCAACUCAUCGGGGGCGUCAUCAACCUCAGCUUGAAUGCUGAUCGUGCGUCGGCGGGGUCGAUCAGUGUGAACACCUAUCUGGUGUUCGUCAUUCUGCAGGCCUUGGCGCCCGCAGCAGCACUGCUGCUCAGCAAGCCAGGCAAGGUGCAGCGCUCAGAUGGCAGCCCCGUGUACCUGCACAUCGCAACGGGCUGGCGCACCGAGAUUGCCAACAUGGCGCGUCUGCUGAAGAGGAAGGAGGUGCUGCUGAUUCUGCCGUUCAUGUGGCAGGGCACGUUCAGCGAGUCGCUCAUCGGCACCUACGCCGCGACGCACUUCACCGUGCGCAGCCGUGCUCUAGGCAGCUUCCUCUCUGCUGUCGUUGCCUCGUUGGGCGUCAUUACCCUGGGCCUCCUUCUCGACUUCAAGAAGCUCUCGAUCAACGCUCGCGCCAAGACUUCUUUCUUCGCCGUCGUCGGCAUGCAGCUGGGCUGGUGGAUCUUCGCCACGGUGGUCAUGAAUCGCUACCACAAGAGCGGCGUCGUGCUUGACUGGGAAGAUGCCGGAUGGAGCACGGGUUUCGCGGUCUACAUCCUCCUCCAGCUCGGCUUCAAUUUACAGUACGAGCUCAUGUACGGCAUCAUCCAGGGAGGAUUUGAGGACCAGGCGGAGAUCGUGCGCCUUGCUUCCAUGCUGCGCUCUGUCGAGAGCGCGGGCCAGGCCGUCAGCUACGGCAUCAACGCCACCGGCCUGCGUCUCGACGCAGUGGCGGGCAUCAACUUUGCCCUCUUUGGCCUCUCGGCGCCGCUUGUGUACUUCUUCGUGCGCAACAUUGGCAUCGCGGCAGACGGCACCAAGCUCUUCGAGGCGCCCAUCCACGCACCGCCGGAGCAGCGUGCCAUACUCGCCGCCAAGGGCGUCCCCGGCGUCGUUGGGCACGACGCCCAGGGACAUGCUGUCAUCGCCGGCACGAACGUGAACCCGGAGGACGUCGAGGAGCCGCUUGCCAAGCAGUAGACCGCUGGUGUUGGCCUACCGCGAUGGCCGGUCGCCUUACUUCGAGCUCCCCUUUCCUAAUCUCCUCUGUACUACACGAACCAUUACCCGAUAGAACAAAUGACAUUACAC
Molecule: messenger RNA, 1856 nt
Organism: Tilletiopsis washingtonensis
Lineage: Eukaryota; Fungi; Basidiomycota; Exobasidiomycetes; Entylomatales
Exons: 8
Coding region: 201-1745 (514 amino acids)
Source: RefSeq, a predicted model, not a curated record